Molecule: messenger RNA, 591 nt
Organism: Dichomitus squalens LYAD-421 SS1
Lineage: Eukaryota; Fungi; Basidiomycota; Agaricomycetes; Polyporales; Polyporaceae
Product: small GTPase rac1p
Exons: 8
Coding region: 1-591 (196 amino acids)
Biological process (GO): regulation of cell shape; small GTPase-mediated signal transduction; cortical cytoskeleton organization
Cellular component (GO): cell projection; plasma membrane; cytoplasmic vesicle
Molecular function (GO): GTPase activity; GTP binding; protein kinase binding
Source: RefSeq, a predicted model, not a curated record
AUGCAGGCCAUUAAAUGUGUUGUUGUAGGAGAUGGUGCGGUGGGAAAGACGUGUCUUCUCAUCUCGUACACUACCAAUGCCUUCCCGGGAGAGUACAUCCCCACUGUAUUCGAUAACUACUCGGCGAAUGUUAUGGUCGACGGCAAGACCAUAUCCCUCGGCCUCUGGGAUACCGCCGGUCAGGAGGAUUACGAUCGUCUCCGCCCGUUGUCCUACCCCCAGACGGAUGUGUUCCUCAUCUGCUUCUCCCUGGUUAGCCCCCCUAGUUUCGAGAACGUGCGAACUAAGUGGUACCCGGAGAUUUCACACCACGCCCCGUCAACGUCCAUAGUCUUGGUUGGCACGAAGCUCGAUUUGCGCGAAGAUCCCGCCACUAUCGAAAAGUUGAGGGACCGUCGGAUGGCGCCUAUUCAGUACUCGCAGGGUGUCCAGAUGGCGAGGGACAUUGGUGCCGUGAAGUACUUGGAAUGCUCUGCUCUCACCCAGAAAGGUCUCAAGACCGUGUUCGACGAGGCUAUCCGCGCUGUUUUGAACCCUCCCCCCCAGCCUACCAAGAAGGGCAACAAGGGCUCCAAGUGCAUCAUCGCUUGA